Tupaia belangeri chinensis (Chinese tree shrew) is the source of this 1598-nucleotide messenger RNA. RefSeq names its product coenzyme Q3, methyltransferase (gene COQ3). Gene Ontology annotation, biological process: ubiquinone biosynthetic process. NCBI's taxonomy places the organism in Eukaryota, Metazoa, Chordata, Mammalia, Scandentia, Tupaiidae. Gene Ontology annotation, molecular function: polyprenyldihydroxybenzoate methyltransferase activity; 3-demethylubiquinol 3-O-methyltransferase activity. The record is from RefSeq and is a predicted model, not a curated record. Gene Ontology annotation, cellular component: mitochondrion.
GUUUACAAGAAUAAAAACGGUUUCACUACACGCCUUCCUUGCUGCGUGUUGUAGAAGUCAUCGCCACAUACAGAACAGAAAUGCAAUCCUAAAAGCAGGCUGCAGAGGGCGAGAGUGCGUAUCGGAACCUUUUCGUUGGAGAGAUUUCGCAGGAGGGACCGGAAGAGUGUUGGGUUCCCUUGUCGCGAUGUGGGGAGUCCGCAGGCUGAGCUCCUCCGGAGGUCGUUUCGUAGGGGUGCGUGGGCCCGAGUGCCGGGGCGCACUAGCCGAGCGCCCUCGCUCAGCCUCGUCGGCGGUGUAUUCAGAGAAUCAGCCCAGUUGGACUCUGCAAACUAAACCAUGGAUUUCCAACGAAUACAAAACCAUGUGGUUCAGAUCCCAUAGAAUGACCUUCUCCUAUCUGAAUAGGAUGAAAAGUUGCAGGUAUCUUUGGACGAGACUAUACAGUACUUCACAAACUACUGUUGACAGCAGUGAGGUUAAAACCUUCCAGGCCCUGGCCCAGAAGUGGUGGGAUGAGGAAGGAAUAUAUGCACCUCUUCAUUCUAUGAAUGACCUGAGGGUGCCAUUUAUAAGAGACAAUCUUUUGAAAGCAGUUGCUAAUCACCAGCCAGGAAAACCUUUGUCUGGGAUGAAGAUUCUCGAUGUUGGCUGCGGUGGUGGAUUGUUAACUGAACCUCUAGGGCGGCUAGGGGCUUCAGUUACUGGAAUCGAUCCUGUGGAUAAGAACAUUAAAAUAGCGCGCUGCCAUAAAUCAUUUGAUCCAGUCCUGGACAAGAGGAUAGAAUACAGAGCCUGUUCCCUUGAAGAGAUUGUGGAAGAGACUACAGAAACGUUUGAUGCCGUUGUGGCUUCCGAAGUUGUUGAACACGUGAUUGAAUUAGAAACGUUUAUACAGUGCUGCUGUCAGGUCUUGAAACCCAGUGGUUCUUUAUUCAUUACUACAAUCAACAAAACACAACUAUCCUAUGCCUUGGAAAUUGUUUUUGCAGAGCAAAUUGCAGGUCUUGUACCAAGAGGUACUCAUACAUGGGAGAAGUUUGUGUCACCGGAAAAGCUAGAGAGCAUUCUGGAAUCAACCCCUUCUUGGGUUACUGGCAUUGGAGUGAAAAUACCAGCCUUAAUUAUGCAGUUCAUGCUGUGAAAUCCAUGGUACAGGAACAUCCAGCACCUGCUGGGUUUGUUGUAAAGGAGGAAAUGGAAGAGUUUCCAGCUAAUACCGCCACCAGCCCAGGUGUGCAGGAAGAGCUGAAGACAUGAAGCAUUUUUGAGGACUGUAGUGACUUAAAGUCAGAUGUUUACAAAUACAGAAAAUAUGUAGUUUAUCUUUUGAGAAAGAAUUAUGAGGAAAAUAAGAUAAAAUAAAAUAAAAUAAAAUGUUCUAAAACCUUGGACAAAAGUGUUCAUUAUUUUAUCUAAUAGUUACUUUCAAGAGAUUAUUUUAUGUAUAUAAAAUUUUGUCAAGGUAUUGUGUUAUCUAGGGGUUUGGGUUCCUUAGCCUUUAUUAUAUAAGCAGUGUAUACAUAUUUCAUUUCAUCUUACAGAUUAUUUAUGUAUAUUUUCCCCAUGUGUGUAGACAUACAUGUAUGCAAUAAUUU